This is a messenger RNA of Parascedosporium putredinis, 2637 nucleotides long. Lineage: Eukaryota; Fungi; Ascomycota; Sordariomycetes; Microascales; Microascaceae. The record is from the annotation of a GenBank genome assembly.
AUGGCGGACAUCGCCUCGGAAGAAACACCCGCCAAGGUCAAGUGCCUGGGCGGGGACUGCGACAAGGAUGCCGGCUCGUUGCAGUGCCCGACAUGUCUGAAGCUAGGGGUCAAGGACAGCUUCUUCUGCUCGCAAGAGUGCUUCAAGAGGAAUUGGAACGACCACAAGGCCCUCCAUAAAAAGGCGCAGGAUGCGCAGUCGCCCGCCGCGGGCUUCCACAACCCGUUCCCAGGCUUCUCCUACACCGGCUCCGUCCGUCCCGUCUACCCGCUCUCGGCGAAGCGCACCGUGCCCAAGUCGAUCCCGCAUCCGGAUUGGUCGGAGACGGGGAUACCUAAGGCGGAGAGGCGGCUGAACAGGAGCAAGAUUGAGCUGCUGGACGAGAAGGCCCAGGAGGCAAUGCGCAAGGUGUGCAGGCUUUCGCGCGAGGUGCUGGAUAUCAUGGCGGCGGAGGUUCGGCCGGGUGUGACGACGGAUUACCUCGAUGAGGUGUGCCAUAAGGCUUGCGUAGAGCGAAACGUAAGAGUCACCUAUUAUCAUCCCUCCCGUCUGACCCGUUUCCUUUCGAGCUUGCUAAUGUAUCGCCUUUUGGAACUUGUAGUCGUACCCUCGCCGCUCAACUACAACCACUUCCCCAAGUCAGUCUGCACAUCAGUCAACGAAGUAGUCUGCCACGGCAUCCCCGACCACCGCGUCCUCCUCGACGGAGACAUUGUCAACCUCGACGUGUCCAUCUACCACGAGGGCUACCACGCCGACCUCAACGAGACGUACUACGUGGGCGACCGGGCCAAGGCGGACCCGGACUCGGUGCGCGUCAUCGAAACGACGCGCGAGUGCCUCGACAAGGCCAUCGAGAUCGUCAAGCCGGGCACGCCGAUCCGGCACGGUAUCCAUACCGAGUUUCACCCGCCGCCGUGGAUCCCGCACUACGCUAAGAACAAGGCGGUGGGCGUGUGCAAGCCCGGUAUGGCUUUUACCAUUGAGCCGAUUCUUACGGUGGGAGCGCCGCAGGAGGUGUAUUGGCCGGAUAACUGGACCAACACGACAGUGGACGGCAGGCGGUCCGCGCAGUUUGAACACACCCUUCUUGUCACCGAGACCGGUGUUGAGGUCUUGACCGCGAGGACGGCGACAUCGCCUGGAUGGCUACGACUACAUCCCCUCACCGUCGAGUCCCUCGAACGGGCCACCUCCAUCUCCGAGCUCCUCAGGGCCAAGGGCUGCUCCGACCCGGGCUGGGCCGACGCCAUCGCCAAGGGGAACCCCAAAUUCGAGUCCCCGUUCGAGUGGAGCUUUCCCCGGAAACUCCGCACCCUCGCCGCGCCCUUCCUCGCCUCCACCCUCGCCGCCUACGCCGCCGGCUCCUACGCCAUGGCCGUCGAGCCACUCACCGAGAAGUGGGGGUUAAACCACGGCCGCUACUGGGUCUUUGUCGGCGCCGGCGUGCUCUUCACCGCCGGUACCAUCGGCUGCGCGUUUACCGCUUCCCUCGCCGGCAUGCUCGUCGCCCGCUUCGUCACCGGCUGCGGGGCCUCCGUCUUCGCCACCCUCACCGCGGGUGUCGCCAGCGACUUGUACCACAAGCAGGACCGCAACACCCCCAUGACCCUCUUCUCCCUCACCGUCAUGGCCGGCGCCGGCAUCGGGCCCCUCGUCAGCGGCGCUCUCAACGAUUACCUCGGCUGGCGCUGGAUCUUUUACCUGCAAAUCAUCCUCGUCGGCGGCAACACCCUCCUCAUCCUGCUCUUCUUCGCCGAGACCCGCGCCAACGUCAUCCUCGAACGCCUGUGCCGCGAGCUUAACCGCCACUCCGAGACCGCCCUCGGACGAGACCCGCGUAGACCCCGUCGCAGCCAACCCAUACGUUUCGCCGCGGAUACCGUCCAGCAGGAGUUUAGCGUCGCCAUGAUCUGGCGCAGCUUCGCCUUCCCUCUCCGCCUGCUCGCCACCGAGUCCGUCGUCUUCUGGUUCUCGGCGUGGGCGUCCUUUGGCUGGGCCAUCCUCUACCUACAAUUCAACAGCAUCGGCAUCGUGUUUCGGGAAACCUACGACUUUACCACCGCUCAGGUCGGCUUUGUAUACGCCGCCGUCAUUAUCGGCUCCGUUCUCGUCGCUGCCCUGAGCAUUUUCCAAGAGUCCUUCCUCUGCCGUGUGUGGCCCGAGCGCAUGGCCACGCCCGAGGGCCGCCUGCUCCCUUCGUGUCUCGAGUCCACUAUGCUACCCAUAGGUCUCUUUUGGUUCGGCUGGAGUGCCCAGGGCCACGCCCACUGGGCUGUCCCCGUUCUAGCCGUGGGCUCCUGCACGGUGGGCAUCUUCAGCAUUUAUUUAGCCGUGUUCAACUACCUCGCCGACACGUAUCACCGUUACGCCUCCUCUGCCCUCGCCGCCCAGAGCAUGUGCCGCAACCUGUUAGCGGGUAUAUUCCCUCUCGUUGCCCACCGCAUGUUCCACGAUCUAUCUUACGGUGCCGCCAGCAGCCUCCUCGGCGGCAUCGGCAUCCUGCUAACUGCCGUCCCCUGGUUGCUGUGCAUAUACGGCGAGACGGUCCGCUCGAGGAGCCCCUUUGCUAGCAAUAUGAAGGGGGCGGAUGCGGGGGUAGAGGAGAUAGAGAGGCGGAAUAGCGAAGAAGUCUAA